AUGACUUCUCACAAAUCCUUCCUCAUGCCUUUUCUCAUUGCUCUGGUCUUGUUGUGUGUAGACCAAACCGCUUUCGCUACCCGGCAUCUUCUUGAUGUCUCAGAGCCAUCCCUGCCUACGAUUCCUACUCUUCCUAAGGUAGAAUUACCUCAUUUGCCUGAAAUACCCACUCUACCUAAAGUUGAAGUUCCUCAUUUGCCCGACGUCCCGACUCUUCCUAAACCAGAAGUUCCUCAUUUGCCCGACGUCCCGACUCUUCCUAAGGUAGAAGUGCCUCAUUUGCCCGAAGUCCCAGCUCUCCCUAAGGUUGAAGUGCCCCAUCUGCCCGACGUGCCUGCUCUGCCUAAGGUGGAAGUUCCUCAUUUACCUGAUGUGCCAGUUCUACCUAAGGUAGAAGUGCCUCAUUUGCCCGACGUGCCAGCUCUGCCCAAAGUGGAACUGCCCCAUUUGCCCGAAGUGCCGGCUCUUCCUAAGGUGGAACUGCCCCAUUUGCCAGAAGUGCCGGCUCUGCCUAAGGUGGAACUGCCCCAUUUGCCGGAAGUGCCGGCUCUGCCUAAGGUGGAAGUGCCUCAUCUACCUGAUGUGCCGACUCUGCCGAAGCCCACAUUACCCACCGUCCCUGAACAUCCGUAG
Messenger RNA from Magnolia sinica, 633 nucleotides. RefSeq names its product protein PELPK1-like. Bases 1 to 633 code for a protein of 210 amino acids. NCBI's taxonomy places the organism in Eukaryota, Viridiplantae, Streptophyta, Magnoliopsida, Magnoliales, Magnoliaceae. The transcript has a single exon. The record is from RefSeq and is a predicted model, not a curated record.